AUGGCGCUGCGGCUCAACCUUCACAAAACCUUGCUAGAACCAAGGAGGUUACGCGAGUUUACAGUGGCAACCUUUUCUGGUCAGAUAAUGCUCAAGUUCCGCAAGAAACGACUCAAAUUUGCGAAGAGUCGCAUUCACGACUGGGGACUGUUUGCUCUGGAGCCGAUUGCGGCCGACGAGAUGGUCAUCGAGUAUGUGGGCCAGAUGUCAAACUGUUACGCCAAAGUAAUUACAGUGGAAGGGCAGAAGAAGAUCGUCACUUACUCAAAGCAGCCCAUCAACGUCAAUGAGAUGAUCACCUAUGACUACAAGUUCCCUCUGGAGGACGAAAAAAUUGUGUGCCUGUGUGGAGCGCCCCAGUGCAGGGGUCUCUUGAACUGA
Messenger RNA from Rhipicephalus microplus (southern cattle tick), 381 nucleotides. Its product is annotated as histone-lysine N-methyltransferase SETD1. Gene Ontology annotation, cellular component: Set1C/COMPASS complex. The record is from RefSeq and is a predicted model, not a curated record. Gene Ontology annotation, molecular function: protein binding; histone H3K4 methyltransferase activity. Lineage: Eukaryota; Metazoa; Arthropoda; Arachnida; Ixodida; Ixodidae.